AUGCUGGAUCACAUGACUCGCUGUCGAGCGCCUUCAUUCUGCUCUGAGGGACUCAUCCGCGCGUCCUGCGGGAGAAACUCCGAAACUCACGCACUGCGCUGUCAGUGUCGCGUGUUCUUCUCUUCCCGGGUCUCGGAUAAGCGACGCUCAGCUGUUUGAGUUCGGGGACUUCCCCGCAGAAGCGAUCAAACAUGCCGGUCCGUACCGACUGCUGUCAGGGCUCGUCGUUGGCCUGCAUGGCCUCGGCCUCUCUCGUUCCGCCCCCGCCGAUCAAUACCCAUCAGCCCGGCGUCAACACCUCUCUGCUCUACAGCGGCUCCCAGUUCCGCGGCCACCAGAAAAGCAAAGGAAACUCCUAUGAUGUCGAGGUGGUUCUGCAGCAUGUGACCAUGGAGGACUCGUACCUGUGUGGAUACCUCAAGAUCAAAGGUCUGACGGAGGAAUACCCCACUCUCACUACAUUCUUUGCCGGGGAGAUCAUAAGCAAGAAACGGCCUUUUUUAACCAGGAAAUGGGAUGCGGAUGAGGAUGUCGACCGAAAACACUGGGGGAAGUUUCAAGCAUUUUAUCAGUACGCAAAAAGCUUUAAUUCAGAUGAUUUCGACUAUGAAGAACUAAAGAACAGUGAUUACGUCUUCAUGCGGUGGAAGGAGCAGUUCCUUGUUCCAGAUCACACGAUCAAAGACAUCAGCGGUGCUUCCUUCGCUGGCUUCUACUACAUCUGUUUCCAGAAGUCUACCGCCACCAUAGAGGGUUACUACUACCACAGAAGCUCUGAAUGGUAUCAGUCUCUGAACCUCACACACGUCCCUGAACACAGCGCACCCAUCUAUGAGUUCCGGUGACACUGAAGUCCUCGCGUCACGGCAAGAGGGUGAAUCUACAGCGGACGGGGCAAGUGGACAUGAGUGAGAGAGAGGAACUGUCUAAUGAACACGCCAAGGACUCGGCUGUCCUCUCCCCUCAGUGAAAGAAUAUAAGACGGAGGUACCGAUGAUGGAGAACUCUUUCAGGAGACCGUACGCAGGCCGAUCAAGCGAGAGGGAUUCGGGGAUUCGCAACAGUGUUAGCGUUUUGGUUUUUCUUUUAUGUUUUUGAGUUUUUAAUGCUUCUGUCCUCCGAUCAUCUUAGAAAACCAUUUUUUUAUCCGUAAGGUUUGGGGAUUAAGAUCACAGUUUUUCAGGAUGGAAGAGCCAAUUUUUUUUUUCUGUUUGUUUUUCUGCCUUGUUAUUUCAUAAAACAGCAUGGUCAAUCUAGAAAUUUUUGAAAUUUGUUUUAAUUUAUUUUUAAUCGUUCUGUAUGAAAUGACUGUGAUCAGGACAGUGUAUACAGACAGUCUAUUACAGACGUAUGGAAGAUUCCCUGUGCGAUAUGAUGGGUACAGAGAGUUGCUAUUGUCUGUGGCUUGCUCGGCCCUCAGACGGGUUUUUUAUUAACGUAAGGUGUAUCAUCAAAAGUCACAUAUAUAGCAGCUGGGUCUUUCGCUUCUACGUGUGAUAUAUUUUUUAUUAUGAAAUGAAAUGGAGUUGGGUGUUAUGGAAAGAGGCAUAUAUUAUCCCAUGGUGGUAAAGCUAUUUGUAGAGCUGC
Rhinichthys klamathensis goyatoka is the source of this 1587-nucleotide messenger RNA. It is a transcript of the gene gid4, whose product is annotated as GID complex subunit 4 homolog. NCBI's taxonomy places the organism in Eukaryota, Metazoa, Chordata, Actinopteri, Cypriniformes, Leuciscidae. Bases 192 to 845 code for a protein of 217 amino acids. Gene Ontology annotation, biological process: proteasome-mediated ubiquitin-dependent protein catabolic process; protein catabolic process in the vacuole; negative regulation of gluconeogenesis. Gene Ontology annotation, cellular component: extrinsic component of membrane; GID complex. The transcript is spliced from 6 exons. The record is from RefSeq and is a predicted model, not a curated record.